Molecule: messenger RNA, 765 nt
Organism: Racocetra fulgida
Lineage: Eukaryota; Fungi; Glomeromycota; Glomeromycetes; Diversisporales; Gigasporaceae
Source: the annotation of a GenBank genome assembly
AUGUGGGCGAAUAGAUUAUCAUCUGAACAAGUUAAUGGUACCAUUACGAUUGCUUCUUUUAGCAAUGACAAAUCGCUGCAUCCUUGUACUUUAAAUUCGGUUCCUAUAAAUACUAUCAUACUAUUGGUACCAUUUAAUGAAGGAUUGAGUUAUGGAUGUUCAUCUUAUUCUGACGUCAUUGAAAGUGCUACUGUAACUUCGCAACUACUAUCUACAACUUAUCAUCGUUCCACCUCGGAAUAUUAUUCCAUGGUGACACAUGGACCUAGCACGACAGAUUUUCCCACUGACAGCAGACCUACACCUACCAUGGCACGUAAUUCUGGUACCAUAACAACGAUGGAUAUAUCAUUUGAAACGAAUCCACCGGAUCAUCGAAACCUGAAAUUGAAUCAACGCGCGAUCAUGAAUCAUAUAAAUUCACGUGAUACAACAAAUGAUAGUUCGACAGGAAUAGAAGUAUUGAUAUUUACUUCAAUGAAUGAUGGAGAUCCGGGCAUUAAGGAAAAGUAUACUGGAAGUUUACAGAUACUUUCUAAAACUGCACCUGCCCUGACCUUGAUGAAAAUUGAAGACAUGGCAAAUGUUCAAGACCUCUUGAAUCAAACUUCAUAUGCAAUAGUUACGCAAGAGAAUUCACGAAAUACUUCAAGAUCUUCAUCUAAUGGUGGAGGAAAUGGUGGAGAAACAAGUACACGAAAUGAGCGUCGAAAACGAAAUACAAUAGAAAUUCUAUUUGGAAGGAAAAGUUUCGUGGGAUUGUGA